UCAGUGUUCAUCAACACUACUACAGAUUAGAGUAAAUGUUUUUUCUUUCACCUUCCACUAAAGACAACAACACAACAAAUACCACACUGUCCUCUGCAAAAACCUCAAGCCCACCAUUCACUAUUUUCCCUUCAUCUUCUUCCUCACCAUUAAAAAAAUACCAAUCUUGCAUUAUUACCACUCACCCAUGUUCAAAACACAGCCAAAAAAUGGACAUAGACAGACCCCAUUAUCGUAGCAACAGCAAUUCCAACAGCACCAGUACUAACACUACUACCAGUGAGCUUUUUAUUUGCUUUACUUCACGUUUAUCUUCGUCCUCCUCCAUGAAAAUCUCUUCUAAAUCCAUUCUUAGCCCCGGCCGUUGCUCACGGGAACCCACAUCUCAAAUCUCCCUCUCUACUUCUCUUAGCAGAAGGUUAAGAACUAACGGUAGCAUGAAAGGUGGCCAAGGCCAAGCUUCUCCUAUGUUUCCUAGUACCAAAAAAAGAGGGUGUUAUGAGAAUCCUGAACCCUCUUCGCCUAAGGUGACUUGUAUUGGUCAAGUUAGGGUUAAGACCAAGAAACAAGGUAGGAAAAUGAGGAUUUCAAGAUCUCAAAGACAAGGUGGCGAGGUGAGUUUUAGGAGAGUAGAUAAUAAUAAUAAUAAUACCCGUCAAGAAACUAAUAGUACCCGUCAAGAAAACAAUAGUACCCAUCAAGAAAAUGUUCAGCAAGAGUGUUUGCAGCAAAGGAAUCAGAAAUGGGUGCAUUUUCCUUUGACUAUAUGUGAAGCUUUGAGAGCUUUUAGCUCUGAGUUUAACUGCUUUAUUCCUUGUCGGUCUUCUUGUUUGUCCAGUGAGAAAGAUAAUAAACAAGAAAAGAUUUCUUCUAUUGGUGGUAAUGUUGGUAAUGGUAACGUUUCUAGCAAUGGAAGUAGGUCUUGCGGGGCAGUGUUUGCGCGGUGGUUGGUGGCUGUGCAAGAGGGUGAGCAUGAAGUUAAGACGAGGGAGAUAGAGCUGGUGGUUGGCGAAGAAGACGAGGAAAAGGAGGAGGAUUUUACGGAGAGGCGGAGGAGUUAUAGGAGGCAUGUGUUUGAGGAGAUUGAAUUUAGUGAUGAGAAAUUUGGAGGUGGUGAUGAGAAGGUGGAAGAAGAUGAUGAGGAAGGUGGUAGGGUUAGUAUUUGUGUUCCACCUAAGAAUGCUUUGCUUUUGAUGAGGUGUAGAUCUGAUCCUGUUAAAAUGGCUGCUCUUGCUAAUAAGUUUUGGGAGCCAUCUGUUAGUAAUGAUGGUGAGGUUAAUGAAGCAGCAGAAGAACAAGAAGAUGGUGAUAAUAUUGAGGGUAAAAAAGAAGAGAUGGGUAGUAAUAUUUGUGAUGAUAGUUGUGUAGAAGUUGAGGAAAUAAAAGUUGGUGAUCAAGAAAUGGUGCAAAGUGAGGAUUUGAUAGAGUUGGUUGCUUGUGAGAAUGAUGAAAAUGAAGCUAUUUUGGAGGAACAAGAAGAUGGUGAUGGAGAGGUUAAUCAAGAAUCAAGAAAUGGUAUUGAUGGUGUUCAAGAAGAGCAAACAGAAAUUCAAGAAACUCUUGUGGAGGGUUUGGUUCAAGAAACUGAAGAAAUUCAAGAAAAUGAAGAGAAUAUGGAUCAAGAAUCUGAAAAAAUUCAAGAAAAUGAAGAGGGGAUGGAUCAAGAAACUGAAAAAACUCAAGAAAAUGAGGAGGGUAUGGUUCAAGAAAAUGAAUACAUUCAAGAAAAUGAAAAUGUAAACGGGUCUAUAAAUCAAGAAUUAGAGGAAGUUGAAGCAGAAGUUCAAUCGGACGAACAAAAUAAAGAGUUAGCAAUUCAACAAGAGAUUGAAGCAACACAAAAUAGCUGCAAUGUUCAAGAACAAAACCAAGAACAGCAAGAAUCAUUAUCCAUUCAGGAACCUGAACCCGACCCGGAAGAGGGACCCGAACCCGAAGAUCUGAAAACCCAAGAAGAGGAAACGGGUAUGAAGUCAAAGGAGAGAGAAAGUCAACAGUCUUUACUACCAGAUUGCUUGCUGUUAAUGAUGUGUGAGCCCAAGCUGUCAAUGGAGGUAUCCAAGGAAACUUGGGUUUGCAGUACGGACUUCAUCCGAUGGUUACCAGAGCCUUCAAGGCCUCCCCAGGUCAAGAAAAAGGACGGUGGAGAUCAACCCAAGAAGAGGCUCAGCAUUGACGGUAACAGUAAUUAUAAUAACAAUAAGCACAGUAAUAGUAACAGUAAAAGUAAUAAUCCUCCACUACAAGGUAACUUUCAUCAGCCACCUAGAUCUUCUUGUUAUUAUCCUGGUAAGCCACCCGCUCGUGCGGCUGGAGCCGAGUCGAUGACUAAAGCUAUUGAGAAGAAGCUGGUCGGAGUCAAGGCUUACGAGCCAUUUAUGCUUAAACGAUGCAAGUCGGAGCCAAUGAGGUCUGCGGCUAAGCUUGCACCCGAGGCUUGUUUUUGGAAUAAUAGGAAGCUUGAGCCGCAUCCUCCGGCGGCUACACUUGGAGUUGGCGCGGCUGGGGUUGGGUGUUGAGUGUUACAUUUAGAUUAGAAGGAGAUAGAUUGGUGUGUGGUAAGUUUGUAAUAGUAAAACUGUAGUUUUGUAGUUUGUUUUAUAGUGACUUUACUGCUCUGUCAUCAUUGUAUAUCUUAAUUUUUGUCACUAGUUAAGCAUAUUCUUUAUGGUAA
Molecule: messenger RNA, 2674 nt
Organism: Mercurialis annua (annual mercury)
Lineage: Eukaryota; Viridiplantae; Streptophyta; Magnoliopsida; Malpighiales; Euphorbiaceae
Exons: 1
Coding region: 36-2519 (827 amino acids)
Source: RefSeq, a predicted model, not a curated record